GGUGGCUAAAGCGACGUGUCCUUGUCCCCCGUGGGCAGGCUCUGCGCGUGCAGCCGCGGAUCCCCAGGGCCACUCACCUCUUGGGACAACCAUUGCAGAACCAUGAAGACCAAGAACCGGCCCCCGCGGCGCCGGGCACCGCUGCAGGACACAGAGGCCACUCCUGAAGAGAGGACUCCUGAGAGGUCUCAGGCAGGCUCAGGGCCAGAGCUGACCAAGGGUCUGAGGAACAGGGCGGCCAAGGCAGCAGGGGCACGGGCUGAGGUGGCAGGGCGGCGGCGACAAGGACCGGGUGGCCGGCGUGACAACAGCAUCCAGCGGCGGCUGGAGAGCAAUGAGCGGGAGCGCCAGAGGAUGCACAAGCUCAACAAUGCCUUCCAGGCCCUGCGUGAGGUCAUCCCGCACGUGCGGGCUGACAAGAAGCUCUCCAAGAUCGAGACGCUCACACUGGCCAAGAACUAUAUCAAAUCGCUGACCGCCACCAUCCUCACCAUGUCUAGCGGCUGCCUGCCUGACCCGGCAUCCGGCCCGAAACUUUACCAACACUAUCAGCAGGCCACUGGGGGCGCGCUCGGAGACACUGAGGCACAGCCGCAGGGCCAUCUGCAGCGAUACUCCACGCAGAUCCACAGCUUCAGAGAGGGCAGUUAGCGCCAGGCCCCGUGGGAGGGUGGCAGGGGUGGCUUGCCCUGUCCACCCCAGCCCUCGCCCCCUACUUCUCCAGGCUGUAGCCCCGGGAGUGCCAUUUACCCUGACCACUCAGCCUGGAAGACCUUCUCCUGGCCACCCAGGGGCCAGGCCAGGAAUCUGGUGAAGGCAGCUCAAGGCCCUGAACUCAACUCUGGAGCAAAUACCAGGCCCUGUUGUCACUGCAUGAAGCCUGGACAGGUGGGAGAGACCCUCGCCUGCCUAACUAAAUUCUCUCCACUUGGGCUGACAAUGGGACACCCGAAGGGAAGAUUAUUUGUGAAUUUCCUGUUGUGGUGAGGCCCGCAUCAUAGCCCUGGGAUCAGAUUUCACAUCUGGGGUAAACUGAGGCUUGAAGUGAGCAGGGCAAAGCUAACCCCAAUUAGAUAACCUGAGGUUCUUUCCAAAAGAUAUCUGGGGGUGGCCAGGCACCCCCCCACACACACAGUGGGUGUGUUAGAGAAGGUUGGCAGUGUACCUGGCCACAGAGGGCCUGCAUGCCCUGGCAUAGGAGCACCCUGGAGAUGGGACUGGAAACAAAGUGAAGUGUCCCUGGGGAGACAUUUCCCCAUGCAAGAAGAGGGUUGGAUUUGUCCCUGGCCUGGCACAGGCUCCCACCCUGGCGAGGCUCAGACGUGAGGAGCCUUGGCACAGGGCGGUCUGAUGGGACUGUUCUUGGCCCUGUUUGAGUUGGAGGCCUUCGGCACUUCCUGGCAGGUGGAACCUGGGAUUGGCAGGAACUGAACUCCCCCACCUGGUGCUGCUCCAAAAUGCCAGGGAGCCAGGGGCUUGGCAGGCCCCCACCGCCUUGGCCCCAGCUUCCUCCUGGCGGGUCCUUCCCGUCCCACUGGUUCUGCUGGACUCAGCCACUUUGCUGUCAAUGCUUGCUGCCAUCUCCCUGCGCCUGUUGUUCUGCCUGGAGCUGUCCCAGAGUUCCCAGGGGCCGGUCCCUUCCUGAGGUGUUUGGGGUGAGGGCCUAGCUAAGCCAGGAAAAUAGUUGCCAGUGCAGAGUUCUCCUCUCCAGCCCCCAA
Molecule: messenger RNA, 1718 nt
Organism: Dipodomys spectabilis (banner-tailed kangaroo rat)
Lineage: Eukaryota; Metazoa; Chordata; Mammalia; Rodentia; Heteromyidae
Gene: Bhlha15
Product: basic helix-loop-helix family member a15
Exons: 2
Coding region: 103-651 (182 amino acids)
Molecular function (GO): protein dimerization activity
Source: RefSeq, a predicted model, not a curated record